UUUCAUAUGUUGUGAAGAAAAAUCCUCCCUAAAUUAAACCCCAAAAUUACGACACUGUUUCCGCCAUUAGGGUUCUUCUAGUCUCAGAAUCCCCCAAAUUCCUAUACUAAACUCCACACCUCCGAAUCCUGAAGUAGGGCUUCUCUUGCACGACAUGUUGUUGGGCAGACCCAAAGACGGGGACAUGCAACUGGUGGCCGGGCCGGAGAGGAAACAAGCCCAGGGGCCUGACAGGAAACUAAUGCUAUCCUCUAGGCCACCGACUGCAGCUGGUUCGACGGCGCUUGUGGAGUAUACGCCUCCUGUGUUCAAGGAGGAGGAAGAUGACCUCAAGAUCAAGCUCCGGAGGAUUCUCAAAAAUUUCCCGGUUCGCGUCAGUGACACCUCCGGUAGCUCCGCCGUCGGCUCUGGCGACUUCCAACAGUAUCAGCAAAUGAGACGGAAAGAGCAAGACAGGAUUGCUAGGAUGGACGCGGACUAUCAGAGAAGGAACGAAGAGGCCGAAUUCAAUAUGAGAAGGGAGGAAAGACUGGGAGAGGCUGAAGAAAAGACAGCAAAAAAGCGUUUGAAACGCCAAAAGAAAAACCAGAGAAAAAAGGAGAAGAAGAUGAAAACAAAUUCAGGUGGGGAAGAGAAACAGAAAGAAGAGUCUUCGGAUGAUGAGGGGAAUUCUGAUGAUCAAACUGAACAAGCUUGUACGAAGUUUUAAUUCUUGAUGCAUCGGCUCAAAGCUUGGUAUCCGUGUGCAUUGCAAAGUAAAGGAGCAAAGCAUGCACCAACGUAAUUGGGAUUUCAUUUUUCUCAAGUCUAGAAUUGCCGUGUUUGCCGCCGAAAUUCGAUUGUAUGUAUUCCAAGAUGUAACAUCCCAAGGGAUUAGAACAAAUUAAAUUUUGAUUUAGUUUAACUAUUUUCUUGAUAUAAAACUGCAAUGUUGAACAAAAA
Pyrus x bretschneideri (Chinese white pear) is the source of this 942-nucleotide messenger RNA. RefSeq names its product PRKR-interacting protein 1 homolog. Lineage: Eukaryota; Viridiplantae; Streptophyta; Magnoliopsida; Rosales; Rosaceae. Gene Ontology annotation, molecular function: protein kinase inhibitor activity; protein kinase binding; double-stranded RNA binding. Gene Ontology annotation, biological process: negative regulation of protein kinase activity. Gene Ontology annotation, cellular component: nucleolus. The record is from RefSeq and is a predicted model, not a curated record.